CCGAACGUUAACUACACUGUGACAAAAUGGAAACAGAAGAAGAAAAGAGGAGCCAUCGGGCCCGCUUCAGCUAACAGGCUAAAAUUUCCCGUCGGAUUUCUGCUGGGUUUAUCCUUUUAUAGUCCCCGUAUUCUUUUAUAUACGAGAGGUUACGGUGCUUCAAAGUGGAAGAUCUAAGGAGUUGAAAUCUCAUUAUAUUGUGGGACAAGAGGACUUCACUGAUUGCCCUGACAUGGAUAUCUCUGCCCAUGUCUGUAUAGAAAUUUAGCUGCAAAUACAGGUUCAAAAGUGAUGCCAUCAGCACACGGACAUAAUCGUUUAAACAUGGAAAAACAGACAGCUGUGAAUAAUGUUGCUCCAGCACAAUCGGGAGGAGAAGCCAGUACUUUCAUCUGUACGGAGUGUGGUGAUGGAUUCAGUCAAUACUCCAAUAUAUUGGCCCAUAUGACUCUUCACGGGCCUUUGGAAUCCUUUUCCUUUGAUGGCUCAUCAAAUGGAUUUGAAAUCCCACGGGAAUAUGUCCUUCAAGAAAAUGGCACUCUGAUUAUUGUUAAUGGGUUAGCCCAGCUGAAUUCUUUUAAUUCCUCUGCAAAACCAAUAAAUUCUUCUGUGGCCCCAAUAAACUCCUUUCCAGCACCAAUAAAUUCUUCAGCAGUGCCAAACAAUUCUACUGCACCAAUGACUCCUGAAAGAUUGCCAUCACAUUUGCCAUCAUCCAAUAGGCCCGUUUCUGCAACUUUGAACUCCCAGUCGCCCUCAUACAAAGUUGCAUUUAAACCCAGGCCACCCGGCUUGAACUCGGAAGAAUCACAACAGACCCAUUACCGUUGUGAAAUAUGCAACCGGUCAUUUAGCAGCUCACAGAGUCUGCAACGUCACCAGCAAUAUGGGAACUCUGAGAGGGGCUUCAGAUGCACUCUGUGCUGCAAGAUCUUUGAAGAUAAACAGAGCAUCAAGAAACACCUCCAAGGCCACUUGAAUGAAAAAUGUAGCUUAUGUGGUCUCUGUGGUAAAAGAUUCCUUAAAGUCGAUGCACUCAAUGCUCAUCAGAAAGAGAAUCACUCCAUCCCCAAGGUUGCGGGUAAACUAGAGACUAAGGAAGACAAAAAGGCAUAUCCCUGCAACAAGUGCAAGCUAGUAUUCUUUUGGAUGUCAGACCUUCAGAUACAUUCUUUGUAUCACUGCAAGGGACAGGAGCCUGAUGUGGAGUUUGAAUCAAAUUCUGAAAUUGAAGAGAAUUCCAAGAAUUCUGAAGACGGGGAACUUGUCAACUGCCAUACAAACGGUACGUCCGAUGAUACUAAGAACGGAAGCCGGAAAAUCACAAGAGAUGACUGCGAUGAAAAGAAUAAGCAACCCACAUUCACUCCCUACAGAUGUGGUUUGUGUGGUGAUCGGUUUGAGAGUUUAUCAACCCUAAAGGAGCACCAUGUCACACAUCAAACUCAGGAAGAAAUUGAUAAGAUGAAUCAGGAGCACCAAAAGCCCUUCAAGAGAGUUCUACCCCCAAAUAGAAGCCGAAGGAGAUCAAAUCCAAAUGGAAAACUUCAUCCUUGUAAGCACUGCCAUCGAGUCUUUAAUCACUCUAGUAGUUUAUCUCGACACAUGAGAUAUCAUAAGGGAACCAUGCACACUUGUGUAUUUUGUGGAAGACAUUUUCCACAGCGUUGUGAUUUGAGAAGACAUGUCGUCAUGUACCACAAAACCGAAGGUUUGAAACUCUUGCACACAAAUACACAAAAUGGGCCAUCAUCUAAUUCGGUUGAUGAGGAGAAACAGAUUAAAGCUCCUGAGGACAACUCAAAAGAAUCCUCUGAAAAAGAGCUGACUUCAGGAGAGCAAACUGGAAAAGGUGGUAGAGUUAACUACAGAUGUCUUGAGUGUGGAAAGAAAUUUGGGCUUUUAUGUGUGUACCAGCGACAUUUGCGCUAUCACAAGAAAGAGCCUACCAAGUCUCCACCCGAGAUUAAGAAUAGUUCAUCUCUUCAGGUUGAAAUGGAAAGUCACAGAGAAACUCAACACUCUGAUGUUGAUGAUGACGAUGAGGAUGAUAAUGGACAGAAAUCUCCUAAAAUUGGAAACGAUGUAGAAAAAGAGCUUAAAAACGAUGAUCCAGAAGACAUAGAGGACGACACUUUUGACCAAAAACAUGCUGAGAAAAGAAGUCCUCACGAGGCUCUUUAUGAAUGCACUGAAACAUUUUCAGGUUUGGACACAUUUCUUCAGCACCAGGCUUCUCAUGGCCCAGACACAAAGGGUAACUAAUGGAUGGGGGAAAUGGUAUUGGUGGAGAGUUUACAAAAUACUUUUUUAUCAAAUGGACCCAUAAAAAGACAUUUGUGUAUCAUGCUACUAUACUCCCAUUGACAUUUUUUGCAGGUCACCUGGCUUCUUCAAUUUUUUUAGUGACGUAUAUUACGGUAAAGUUCAUUUUAACUGUGUUUUACUUAAAUUGUUGAAUUUAAUUACUUUAUGUGUAUGCAUAUAUUCAUCAUUUUUGAACCUAUAGCAUUGUCACUCAUUAGAUUGUCAUUAAAAUAAGAUACAUUUCUCUAAUGCUUGAAAGUAUUGCUUUGACUCCCUAUUUUCUGUGGCAACUGUAAAAUCCACUUAAAUGUAAACCAGAA
This is a messenger RNA of Cyprinodon tularosa, 2627 nucleotides long. RefSeq lists its product as uncharacterized. Bases 292 to 2265 code for a protein of 657 amino acids. NCBI's taxonomy places the organism in Eukaryota, Metazoa, Chordata, Actinopteri, Cyprinodontiformes, Cyprinodontidae. The record is from RefSeq and is a predicted model, not a curated record. The transcript has 2 exons.